Molecule: messenger RNA, 1769 nt
Organism: Carassius carassius (crucian carp)
Lineage: Eukaryota; Metazoa; Chordata; Actinopteri; Cypriniformes; Cyprinidae
Product: delta-type opioid receptor-like
Exons: 3
Coding region: 243-1367 (374 amino acids)
Biological process (GO): neuropeptide signaling pathway; G protein-coupled opioid receptor signaling pathway
Cellular component (GO): neuron projection; membrane
Molecular function (GO): G protein-coupled enkephalin receptor activity; neuropeptide binding
Source: RefSeq, a predicted model, not a curated record
AUAGACAGCAGAAGUUUGAGGCGUCGCGCAGAUCGUUCAGAGAGCAGAGCUCGCCUCACACCUGUUACACGGCAGCUGAACAGAGGGAAACUUUGAUUCUUACUGUCACUCACCCGCGAGAUAUUAACCGCGUGACGAUUCCUGCACAAACCGAGCUCGUAUUAUAAUUUUACAGUUUUCUCCCUCGCUUAAGAUCGAGAAGUUCAGAUCGUGAGGCGCUACUUUGCAGCGACACCGAAGCGAUGGAGCCGUCCGUCAUCCCCGGUGCCGACAUGUCCGACCUCUACUCCAUUAACCCGUUUAAUGUUACUUUUCCUGACGACGUGAUGGGUUUCGUUCCUGACGGGAAGAACUACACCGAGCCCAACCCGGUAAAGAGACCCUCGGGAAUCAUCAUCGCCAUUUCCAUCACUGCUCUUUACUCCGUUAUCUGCGUUGUGGGACUCUUGGGAAACAUCCUAGUGAUGUAUGGAGUGGUCAGAUACACAAAGCUGAAAACUGCCACGAACAUCUACAUCUUCAAUUUGGCACUGGCAGAUGCUCUGGCCACUAGUACACUUCCUUUCCAGAGCGCCAAGUAUCUAAUGAACACCUGGCCCUUUGGUGAACUUCUUUGUAAAAUUGUUAUAGCCAUUGACUACUAUAACAUGUUUACCAGUAUCUUCACCCUCACUAUGAUGAGUGUGGACCGUUACAUUGCCGUGUGCCACCCUGUGAGAGCACUUGAGUUUCGUACCCCCAUAAAGGCCAAAAUCAUCAAUGUGUGCAUCUGGAUUCUCUCUUCAGCUGUUGGAGUACCAGCCAUGAUCAUGGCAGUUACCAAAGUGACAAACCAAGGUGCAACUGUCUGCAUGCUGAAGUUCCCUGAACCAGACUGGUACUGGGACACAGUGACAAAGAUUUGUGUGUUUAUCUUUGCAUUUGUGGUACCAGUGCUAGUGAUCACAGUCUGCUAUGGUCUGAUGAUCCUACGUUUGAGAACUGUCCGUCUUUUCUCAGGCUCAAAGGAGAAGGACAGAAACAUGCGUAGAAUCACUCGAAUGGUCUUGGUAGUGGUGGCUGCCUUCAUUAUCUGCUGGACACCCAUUCACAUCUUCAUCAUUGUCAAAACACUUGUAGACAUCAGCCAAAAGAACCCCUUUGUGAUUGCCAGCUGGCACCUGUGUAUUGCACUUGGCUAUACCAACAGCAGCCUUAAUCCUGUCCUCUACGCUUUCUUGGAUGAGAAUUUCAAGAGAUGCUUCAGAGACUUCUGCCAACCUUUCCGAACCAGAGCUGACCAGAAUAGUCUUAACCGAGCCAGGAAUGCUACAAGGGAGCCAGUGUCAGUUUGUGCAUCUUCAGAGGCAGGAAAGACACCAGUAUGACUAGGCCUGGAGAAGAUCCCAGGGGGGUCCCAGUCUAGAAGAGUUCAGCAGGACCUGCAAUCCGAGGUAACUCAAAUCUCCACUACUGAAUUCUAGGUACAGAAUGGAAGAGACACUUCCUACAUCUUGGAAAGCAUAUAGCUCCACAGUACUCAAUACUAUCUCAAGUUUUGCAUAUUCAGAAGGUAACCAGAGAAACUGAGUUGAGCAGCUCCUCUCCUGCACCAUUUAUUACGUAUUAUUGUGGACUGGCUGUAGUAUUCUUUUGGAAGAAAUGCUAACACAAUGAUGAGCCCCUUCUGAGCCCAAUAUCCAAAACAGGGUAAUUAAUCAAGGUCUGGUGGACUUUCAGGGACUGAAAUCUUACGGGUUCUGAGGAUAUAACCCAAUUCUGAAUGAAGG